Messenger RNA from Orbicella faveolata, 993 nucleotides. RefSeq lists its product as uncharacterized. Gene Ontology annotation, molecular function: calcium channel activity; protein binding. Gene Ontology annotation, cellular component: plasma membrane. Gene Ontology annotation, biological process: calcium ion import across plasma membrane. Lineage: Eukaryota; Metazoa; Cnidaria; Anthozoa; Scleractinia; Merulinidae. The record is from RefSeq and is a predicted model, not a curated record.
UCAGUCAGUCGUUUGUUCGUAAACAAUUUUUCUUUUGUUGGUAGAACACGUUACUCAGAAUUUCCCCUGUUUGAUCCUUUCUAGAUGGUUAGGAGCAUCGCUGAUCGUCUUAUUCAUGAUGUGCGUAACAACUAUUUUGUUGAACAUCCUCAUCGCUCAACUCUCGCUGACUUAUGAGAUGGUCCAAGAAGAGUCACUGCAUUCUUUCACUGCGCUAAGAAUGCAGGCCGUGGCGACCAUCGAGUGGCAGAGCAGGUUUCAAUUCUGGAAUCUUCGCAAGAAGCAUUACGUUCCUGGAGAAUUGAAAACCAGAGAAGAAGUGGAAGAAAUGACGGACGAGUACCGAAAAAAUCCAGACCAGCCAUCACCCAUGCCUGAUGAAAUAUGGCAUGUUCAAGAACAAGUCGGUGCCUUGACAGGAAACUUCAGCCAAGAACUGCGGUAAAGUGUUUCAUCGUAAUUAAUGUCCCAGUUACGAUUUUGCUAGGCGCCGUCCCAUUGUAAAAUGACACGUUUUGUACAUCGUGUGCAGCUUCCGCAACGCAGCCUUACUUGAUUAUCCUCAUUCUUUAGCUUGAAGGUUUUCAGUGUUAUCAAAGUUGGUAUAUUUUUCUGGGCAACAUGGUAGUUUAGGUGCAAGGUACCUGCAAUAUUGUACAGUCAAUUAUUUCCUUAGGUUCCCUCUGAGGCAACAAUUCGCCGAUGUCCAUUUUUACACCCAAUUGUCCACCCACAAUGUGCUUCACGUAAGAUCACGAGUACAUGCGCAAGUCCUAAUUUCCAAGAAAUAAAAUUCCUGUUCUUGGUAUUUAAACAUAUUUUGACGAACUUGAACGUGAAUAGGGUUUCCUUUAACACCAGAAAAGCAGGCUGCAUAUACCACUUAAUAGGAAAAAACGGUCGGUAAACUUUAAAAAACUGUAGGUGUAAUUUCUGUAAUUCUGCCUCAAGUUAGGCUAUAAGUGAAACAGGGUGAAAUUUGCCGGUAUUAGC